UUAUUUAUUAUUCAACUGUCAAGCUACGGAGGCCUGGAUGUAUCAACAAACUCUGAUUUUCCACAGGAGGAAGAAGUCCUACUCAGACCCGGAACAAAGUUUACAGUUGAUAGCGUUGCCUAUAACGCGCACAACAGCAAACACAAUAUUCAUCUGAAGGUAAUCAAUCACACAUCUAAAGUACAAGACGCAUUCAACCAACUUACCGAUCAAUCAAUCGCAGACUUAGAUGACAAACAAUUCGACAGCCGUGAUGCAGAACUCGUAGCAUAUAAACUACAACAGAAUCAUACCAUUAUCACCCUUAGUCUUGGAAAAAAUAGCAUAGGUCCUGAAGGAGCUCAGGCAAUCGCCUAUCCGCUCAAACACAAUCACACACUUACCACUCUUAAUCUGUACGAUAACGAUAUAGGUGACCAAGGAGCCGAAGCAAUUGCGGAUGCACUAAAAUCCAAUCAGACUUUAACCCGUCUUUUUCUGCGAUUUAACCACAUAACUGAUCAAGGAGCUCAAGCAAUUGCUGAUGCGUUAAAACACAAUAAGACUCUCACCACCCUUGAUGUUGCAUAUAACUCAAUAUUUAAUCAAGGAGCUCAAGCAAUCGCGGAUGCACUUAAACACAAUCAGACGCUAACCACUCUUGGUUUUGACUCACACUUGGCCCAAUUUGAAGCAGCUCAAGCAAUCGCUGAUGCACUGGAAUACAAUCGGACUCUCACCACCCUUGAUCUUACACAUAAUAACACAGCUGAUGAAGAAGCACUAGGGAUAGCUGAUGCAUCUAAAUACAAUGAGACAAACACCAAUGCUCAGCUCCAAUGUAAUCAGACUGCUACCGCUCUUAAUGUUGAACGUAGGUACAUGGCUGCUGAAGGAGCUCAAGCGACCGCUGAUGCACUUAAACACAAUCAGACUCUCACCACUCUUAAUCUUCGAUACAACAACACAGCUGAUCCAGAAGAUCAAGCAAUCGCUGAUACCAGAAAAGAGACUGAGACCCCCGCGAGUCUUCCAGUAUCAAGCAAUAGAGCAUCACAUAAAGCAAUCCAAGUAAUCGACAGUGCACUGGAACAUGAUCAGACUACCAAGACUCUUAAUCCUGGAAACAACAACAUACCUGAUCAAAGAGUUAAUGCAAUCGCUGAUGCACCGAACGACAAUCCGACUCUCAGCACUAUUAAUCAUCGAUAUUACAACAUAGUUCGUGAUGGUCCUAAAACAAUCGCUCAUGCAGUGCAACGCAGUCAGAUGCUCAAAGCUCUUAAUCUUGGAUAUACAAACAGGAGUGAUCAAGGAGCUCAAGCAAUUGCUGAUGCACUGAAGGACAAUCACACUCUCACCACUCUUGAUCUUUCAUCUAACGAGGUGACUGCUGAAGGAGCUCAAGCAAUCGCCGAUGCGCUGAAGCACAAUCAGACUCUCACAACUCUUGGUCUUGGAUACAACAACAUUGAUGUUCAAGGCGCUCAAGCGAUCGCUGAUGCACUGAAGCACAAUCGGACUCUCACCACUCUUAAUAUUGCACAUAACAAUAUAGCUGAUGAAGGAGCUAUGGCGAUGGUUGAUGCACUCCAACAGAAUGAGACUCUAACUCAUGUUGAUCUUGGGGAGAACAAUAUAAGCUUUGAGGGAGUCGAAUUCAUGGGUGUUGCACUGAAACACAAUCAGACUCUCAUCGCUCUUAAUCUAGAAUGUAACGCGGUAGGUGCUGAAGGAACUGAAGCAAUCGCUGCUGCGCUAAAGUUCAAUCAUACUCUCACCACUUUAGAUCUAUCCACAGACCGAAUAACUUCUGAAGGAGCUCAAGCAAUCGCUGAUGCGCUGAAGCACAAUCAGACUCUCACCACUCUUGGUCUUGGAUACAACAACAUUGGUGAUCAAGGCGCUCAAGCGAUCGCUGAUGCGCUGAAGCACAAUCGGACUCUCACCACUCUUAAUGUUGGACAUAACAACAUAUCUGUUCAAGGAGCAGAAGCAAUCGCUCAUGCACUUAGACGCAACAAAACUCUCAGCGCUCUCAAUCUUCGAUCUAACGAAAUUGGUGAUCAAGGAUCUCAAACAAUCUGUGAUGGACUUAAACACAAUCGGACUCUCAGCAUUCUUAAUCUUGAACAUAACCGAAUUGGUCAUCAAGGUGCUGAGUCAAUUGCUGAUGCACUGAAAGAUAAUCAGACUCUCACUUGUCUUCUUCUUAAAUAUAACAGCGUAGCUGAUAAAGGAGCUCAGUCAAUCGGUUAUGCACUGAAGUACAAUUACACUCUCACCACUCUUGAUCUUUCAUCUACCCAAGUGGCUGCUGAAGGAGCUGAAACAAUCGCUGAUGGAUUGAAACACAAUCAGACUCUCAUGACGCUUAAUCUUGGAUACAACAACAUAGCUGAUAAAGGAGCUCAAUCAAUCGCUGAUGCACUGAAGAAAAAUCACACUCUCACCACUCUUGAUCUUUCAUGUAUCGAGGUGGCUGCUGAAGGAGCUGAAAGAAUAGCUGAUGGACUGAAACAUAAUCGGACUCUCACGACUCUUUGUCUUGAAAAUAAUAGCAUAGGUGGUCAAGGAGCUCAAGCCAUAGCUGAUGCUCUGAAACACAAUCACACUCUCACCACUCUUUACCUUCGAAGUAACGAGCUAGCUGUUGUAGGGGCUCAAGCCAUGGCUGAUGCACUGAAAUAUAAUCAGACUCUCACCACUCUUAAUCUUAUAUUGAACCAUAUAGCUGAUGAAGGAGCUCAAGCAAUCGCUGAUGCCCUGAAGCACAAUCAGACUCUCAUCACUCUUGGGCUUGGAUAUAACAACAUUGGUGAUCAAGGCGCUCAAGCGAUCGCUGAUGCACUGAAGCACAAUCAGACUCUCACUACUCUUUAUCUUGAAUUCAACAACAUUGGUGAUCAAGGCGCUCAAGCGAUCGCUGAUGCACUGAAGCACAAUCGGACUCUCACUACUCUUGUUCUUCAGUGUAACAAGGUAUCUGAUCAAAUAGCCGAAGCAAUCGCUGAUGCACUGGAACACAAUGAGACGCUCACGAAUCGUAAUGUUACAUAA
Molecule: messenger RNA, 3039 nt
Organism: Didymodactylos carnosus
Lineage: Eukaryota; Metazoa; Rotifera; Eurotatoria; Philodinida; Philodinidae
Source: the annotation of a GenBank genome assembly